AAACGCUGUAGCACCGCAAUCCUCCGACACGCAUUGGCAGCACCGCAUUCCACAGUGCCUGCUGUUCCAGGGAUGUCGGUCCGCAGUCCUUUAUAGCUGUAAGGCGUCGCAGACUCGGUCGCAAAGUUUCCCAACAGCUCACAGAGCGUCAGGGACUGGUUGUCCCGGAGCAUGUCCCAGGGAUAUCACGAGCGACAGAUAUCCGCCUCUAGUCAGGAGUCCGGCCGAGGGCAACACGAGUUCGUCGGGUGUGCAGCGCAAUCGGCGUUCCGCUCAAUAUUGUCAAUGGACUCAAACGUCCGCACAUCUCUGCUCGAAGACGCGUCCCGCGUUAUGAAUCUCGCGGCGCAGCUUCCGCCAUCGCAGUCGAGUCUUGCACUCGAAGAAGCCUUGUCGUGUUCCUUCGAAACUCUCCGGUUUUGUGAUCAAAACAGACCCCGGUCUGUAUUCAGCCCCGUAUUCCAGGGCUUUGUUCUCCAACGGCGUCUGAAGCGGGCCGAAAGGAAUCUCCGAUAGGCAAACAUUGUAUUACUAUGACGUUCCGGAAUAUUUCGCUUGGAGAGCAUCAUGAAUUGCAUUGUACUACUCUACGAACACUACAUACUAUAUACAUACUAUAUACCAAAGCAUUGUGAAAGCUGG
Molecule: messenger RNA, 642 nt
Organism: Mycena citricolor
Lineage: Eukaryota; Fungi; Basidiomycota; Agaricomycetes; Agaricales; Mycenaceae
Source: the annotation of a GenBank genome assembly